Humulus lupulus (European hop) is the source of this 465-nucleotide messenger RNA. RefSeq lists its product as uncharacterized. The record is from RefSeq and is a predicted model, not a curated record. Bases 1 to 465 code for a protein of 154 amino acids. Lineage: Eukaryota; Viridiplantae; Streptophyta; Magnoliopsida; Rosales; Cannabaceae. The transcript has a single exon.
AUGUACCCAUAUCGCUUGGUUUUUGGAAAAGCUUGUCAUCUUCCAAUUGAGUUAGAGCAUAGGGCAUACUGGGCAAUGAAAAAGUUAAACUUUGAUUGGAAUGCUUCUAGUGAGAAUAGAGCUUUACAACUGAAUGAGCUUGAUGAAUUUCGUAAUGAGGCAUACGAAAACACAACAAUCUAUAAGGAACACACCAAAGCUUGGCAUGAGAAUAACCUAGUCCACAAAGAGUUUCAACCUGGGCAGCAAGUACUUCUUUUUAAUUCAAGGUUGAGAUUAUUUCAUGGAAAAUUGAAGUCCCAGUGGUCAGGUCCCUUUACUGUGGUGAGAGUGUUUCCAUAUGGCUCAGUGGAAGUACAAGGAAAGAAUGGAGAUACUUUCAAGGUGAAUGGACAAAGGUUGAAGCCAUAUGUGGGCAGUGCAUUUGAUCAAGCGAAGUCAUUAAUCCUCUUGACGACCUUGUGA